Molecule: messenger RNA, 9461 nt
Organism: Cololabis saira (Pacific saury)
Lineage: Eukaryota; Metazoa; Chordata; Actinopteri; Beloniformes; Belonidae
Gene: slc12a5a
Product: solute carrier family 12 member 5a
Exons: 26
Coding region: 524-3928 (1134 amino acids)
Biological process (GO): chloride transmembrane transport; potassium ion homeostasis; cell volume homeostasis
Cellular component (GO): membrane
Molecular function (GO): potassium:chloride symporter activity
Source: RefSeq, a predicted model, not a curated record
CAGCUACAAUGACUGAGCAGCAUCAUCUGAACAGAGGGAAGCGAGUGUUUUUGUAGUGGGUGAGAUUGAGAUCAGAAGUGAGAAAGGCAGAAUGCCAGAAAAAAAAAAUAGCCGUAGAGGAGGAAAUUAGGAAGGAAGGAGAGCAAGUGUGCAGCUUUGAGGCGUUCCAUCAUCCACCAAACUCCUGCAGCUUCCCUCUUCCCUCCUCCUCCUCCUGAAGAGAGAGAGAGCAACAGAAAGAGUCACGCUUGCAAGCCCGAGAAGAGACGUCAAGAGGAGGAUCUACGGAGGAGAAAAAAAAUCCCCCUCUCUCUCUCUCUCUUCUGCUGCCCCUCUUCGUUGCAUCCUACAGGCGGCAAGGAGCGAAGAGGAGUGAGGAGGAUCCGGCUGGCAUAUUUUCUGCGCUUCUUCCCUGCAAUUUCUCUGGCUGUAACACAGUCCGUGGAGUGCAGGGAGAGCUGCCCGGAGCUCGAUCGGUGACAUCUCUCUGCAGCAGAAGAAGAGUACCGGGAGAGGAGCCGGGAUGCUUAACAACCUGACCGACACAGAGGAGGGGGACGGGGGAGCGCAGAGCCAGGGCGACAGUAACCCCAAGGAGAGCAGCCCCUUCAUCAACAGCAGCGAUGCUGCUGCAGAGAAGAGCCAGCAGUAUGACGGCAAGAACAUGGCCUUGUUCGAGGAGGAGAUGGACACCAGCCCCAUGGUGUCUUCACUUCUCAGCAGCCUGGCCAACUACUCCAACCUGCCCCAAGGCAGCAAAGAGCACGAAGAGGCCGAGAACAACGAGGCUGAAUCAGCGCGCAAGAAACCCGUCAAGGCACCGCAGCUCGGCACGCUGAUGGGCGUCUAUCUUCCAUGUAUCCAGAACAUCUUCGGAGUGAUCCUCUUCCUCAGGAUGACCUGGUUGGUGGGAAUUGGAGGCGUCAUCGGGACUUUCGUCAUCGUCUUCAUGUGCUGUACCACAACCAUGCUGACUGCCAUCUCCAUGAGUGCCAUCGCUACCAACGGAGUAGUGCCAGCUGGAGGCUCCUACUACAUGAUAUCCCGUUCGCUGGGCCCAGAGUUCGGGGGAGCGGUGGGAAUCUGCUUCUACCUGGGAACCACCUACGCUGGAGCCAUGUACAUCCUGGGAGCCAUCGAGCUGCUCCUGAUCUACAUCGCGCCCAAAGCAGCCAUCUUUCCCCUGGAGGGUCUGGAGGGCGCUGAAGCGGAGGCCGCGCUGCUCAACAACAUGCGCGUGUACGGCACCCUCCUGCUGACCUCCAUGGCCACGGUCGUGUUCGUCGGGGUGAAGUACGUCAACAAGCUGGCCCUGGUGUUCCUGGCAUGCGUCAUCCUCUCCAUUCUGGCCGUCUACGCUGGAGUCAUCAAGACCGGCAUCGACGCCCCAGACUUCCCCGUGUGCGUCUUGGGGAACCGCACUUUGGUGUGGAAGACCUUCGACGUUUGUGCCAAGACCAUUGAGUCGGCUAACGGCACAGUCACCACCCAGCUGUGGUCCAUGUUCUGUGAUUCUCCUCUCCUCAACGCUACCUGCGACGCCUACUUUGCCGCCAAUAACGUCACUCGGAUCCAGGGCAUUCCCGGGGUGGCCAGCGGCAUCCUGUCAGAAAACAUGUUUGGGAACUACUAUGAGAAGGGGGACCUAAUUGCCAGGAAAUACAUGUCGUCCGCGGAAGAGCAGGACGACCCUUUGACCAAUUCUAACCGCUACGUGCUAGCCGACAUCACGAGCUUCUUCACAAUGCUGGUGGGCAUCUACUUCCCCUCGGUGACAGGAAUCAUGGCCGGAUCCAACCGCUCUGGAGAUCUGCGUGAUGCUCAGAAGUCCAUCCCUAUUGGGACCAUUGCAGCCAUCACCACCACCUCCAUCGUCUACAUGUCCAGCGUGAUUCUGUUCGGUGCGUGCAUCGAGGGAGUGGUCCUUAGGGACAAGUUCGGAGAAGGCGUCCACGGCAACCUGGUGAUUGGCACAUUGGCGUGGCCGUCACCCUGGGUCAUCGUGAUCGGCUCCUUCUUCUCCACCUGUGGAGCGGGGCUUCAGAGCCUGACGGGAGCUCCCCGUCUCAUGCAGGCCAUCGCCAAGGACGGCAUCGUGCCCGCUCUACGGAUCUUCGGUCAUGGGAAGGCCAACGGGGAGCCCACAUGGUCCCUCCUCUUGACAGCUUGUAUUUGCGAGACUGGCAUCCUCAUCGCUUCCCUGGACGCAGUGGCUCCCAUUCUCUCCAUGUUCUUCCUGAUGUGCUACAUGUUUGUCAACCUGGCGUGCGCCCUCCAGACGCUGCUGAGGACUCCGAACUGGAGACCCCGCUUCAAGUUCUAUCACUGGGCUCUGUCUUUCCUGGGGAUGAGCUUGUGUCUGACUCUCAUGUUCCUCUGCUCCUGGUACUAUGCCAUCGUCGCCAUGGUAAUCGCCGGCUCCAUCUACAAGUAUAUCGAGUUUGCAGGUGCCGAGAAAGAAUGGGGUGACGGGAUACGAGGUCUGUCUCUGAGUGCGGCGCGCUUCGCUCUCAUGCGGCUGGAGGAAGGUCCCCCACACACCAAGAACUGGAGGCCACAGCUGCUGGUGCUGGUGAGCACGGACGCAGAGCAGAAUGUGGAGCAGCCUCGACUGCUGUCCCUGACCAACCAGCUCAAGGCGGGAAAAGGUUUAACUAUCGUUGGGACGGCUCUGCAGGGCAGCUUUCUGGAGAACUCCGACCGGACUCAGCGCGCAGAGCAGGCCAUGCGUAAGCUGAUGGAGACUGAGAAGGUGAAAGGCUUCUGUCAGGCGACCGUGUCCUCAAACCUGCGCGAUGCUACAUCACAUCUGCUCCAGGCCAGUGGGCUGGGAGGCCUGAAACAUAACGCUGUACUGGUUUCCUGGCCACGCAACUGGAAGCAAGGAGAUGAGGACCAGACCUGGAGGAACUUCAUCGAGCUGGUCAGAGAAACCACCGCGGCCAGCCUCGCUCUGCUCGUACCCAAGAACAUCGCCGCCUUCCCGUCUAACGGUGAGCGCUUCACUGAGGGUCACAUCGACGUGUGGUGGAUCGUCCACGAUGGAGGCAUGUUGAUGCUGCUGCCCUUCCUCCUCCGGCAGCACAAGGUCUGGAGGAAGUGCAAGAUGCGCAUCUUCACCGUGGCUCAGAUGGACGACAACAGCAUUCAGAUGAAGAAGGACCUGACCACAUUCCUCUAUCAUCUCCGCAUCGACGCCAUGGUGGAAGUUGUGGAAAUGCAAGACAGCGACAUCUCAGCCUACACUUACGAGAAGACCCUGGUGAUGGAACAACGAUCGCAGAUGCUGAAGCAGAUCAAUCUGACCAAGACUGAGCGGGAGAGGGAGAUCCAGAGCAUCACAGAUUCGUCCCGCGGCUCCAUCCGCCGUAAGAACCCGGCCGCUGUGACCACCCAGCUGAGCGUGACCGAGGAGCCGACCCCGGCCGGCAAGGAGGAGAAGCCUGAAGAGGAGUCAAAGUCGGCAUCUUCCCCUGUGUCCCCCCCUGCCCAGGUCCAGCUCAUCCACGACAACACCACCCCGGCCAGCCCCGCCACCCCGGCCACCCCGCUGACCCCCGGCGAGGCGGCUCAGAGCCCCGGGGAGCAGGUCCAGAUGACCUGGACCGAGAAGUGCGACGGCGAGCCGGCCAAGCCUCCCGGCGCGGCCACACCCGAGGGCCUCAAAGACAUCUUCAACAUGAAGCCUGAGUGGGAGAACCUGAACCAGUUCAACGUGAGACGCAUGCACACGGCACUGCGGCUGAAUGAAGUCAUUCUCAAGAAGUCGUCAGAGGCCAAACUCGUCCUGCUCAACAUGCCGGGGCCGCCCAAGAACCGGACAGGUGACGAGAACUACAUGGAGUUCCUGGAGGUCCUGACCGAUGGCCUGAACCGGGUCCUGCUGGUCCGCGGCGGCGGCCGCGAGGUCAUCACCAUCUACUCCUGAAAGAGCAGCCGCCCCCCCUCCCACCGUCCACCCCCCACCACCACCAGCACCACCGCCGCCAUCGCUCCCUCCACCCCGUCCCCGCGUCCAGCUGCACCGCCGCCCUUCCAGGGCUGCUACUCGCCUUUCAUGCCAUGUUUCUUUCUGUGAGAGCGUUGUCUCACACCCCCCCCGACCCGCCCGACGGCCCAGCUCAGCCUCAGCUCCAUCCCCCCCCCCAGCGCAACAGGAAAAAACCUGCUCCACUAAUCUGCCGCCUAUCGCAAGCUCAAGACUAAAUAAAUGCUACUUAGAGCUGUUCUUCUUUUCUGCUAUAGUCUGUAAUCUGUUGUAGUAACUCAAGAUGUGGCUUCGAGGGUUAGGGUGGUGGUGGGGGGGUGUCGGGGUUUUUAGCUGUGGUGUGUGCAUACAUGCAUGUUCUCUGUGUCUGUCCUUGCUUUAAAAAAAAAACUGCAGUUUUGCUUUUCCCAAAACACGAAUGUCGCCAAAAAAACGCAGCUUCUGCUCGGAAGAGGCGAAGCCGGUUUGUAGGACGUCGUCGUGACGGGACGCCUCCCACAGCCCGUUGCCUCUGAAGGCAGAGACUCUGCAGCCCACGGUCAGCAUCACCAGCUGGAGGAAGGAGGAGAGCACAUCUUGUUGAGUAUGAACUGUGAAAACACACAUGUUUGAAGUAGACCGAAAUGUGGGUCAAGCCUGCAGUUUUUUAUCUUUAACUUGAUCUAUUUUUAGCAUGGCAUCCUUCCAACUGUGUGUGUGUUUUUUUUACUCCACUUGUUCUGUUACUGCCAUCUCUUGUCUUUUCUUGGUGGCUGUUUAUCCCCGUGGCCACUGUCGGUGCCAAAAAAAAAAAAUUGACAAAAAGCGAAAGACUUAGCUUAGUUUGUUGAGAUUGACACGUAAUUAAACUGUGAAUAGUUUCUCCCACCCCACAAACCGAGGAGAUUUUUCACCGCCAGCACCUCUCGACCCUCGUGUGACUCGCUGUAAAUAAUGUACAAGCUCUGACGUGUUGUUGGGUAUGAGUGUAGUAUUUUUGUGACAAACCGAAAAAGCUCGCAGCGGAGAGGAAAAAGCUUCCUUCGCACGGAGGGGCAGCUCGGAAAAAAAUCUGUUUUUAAAAGAUGUAUUUAUUUACGUAUUUAUUUAUCGCAUUUAUUUAAUCAGAUGGCAUAGGUUCCUGUCUCUAUGGUAACCGUCUCUGUAACCUCGACGACGCACUGCACCUGCACUCUUCACCACUGUGCAACAAGUGAAACUAUGAUGAUUUCAUCAUCAAGCUCAUUUAGGAAGAUACUAAAUGUUAUUUUUUCAUGUAGAGAACAAAUAUGUAUUUGUGAUUAUAGAGAAGAGUUAUACAUAUUUAUGACAUACUUUAGGUCAUGUCAUUUCACUCAAAUAUAUAUAUAUAUACAUAUAUAUAUAUAUAUAUAUAUAUAUAUAUAUAUAUAUAUAUAUAUAUAUAUAUAUAUAUAUAUAUAUAUACAUAUAUCAUUGUUUUGCCAAAUUAGAUACAUUACUGUGCCAUAUCAAAGUAUUUUUGGACUAGAAAAAAAAACUAAACUUUAUUGAUACCAACAGAAGAGAACAAAGUGUAUUUAAAAAGAUAAAUAAAUAAAGAUUACACGUGUCUCAGAUUGGGGGCGACUUGUAGCUGGGAUGUCGCCCUACGGAUAAUUAAAAAAAAUAAUAAUGUUCAAAGGUCCAUAAAUCACCCAGCCGCUGAAGUAUUUACUAAAACCAAGAAGAGACGCCGAUCAUCCAUCAAUUAUUUGUUUAUGAGGUUUGUUCCAACCAAACACAGGAGGACGGCUAGCGUAGCUACCAAACCCACUCUGUCCACAGAGAUGAACUCUAUGCAGUAGGUUCUCCAGUCAGAUUUUAUAUCCUCCACGUCGCUGUUGAUUUGAGCCACACGUGUCCCCGGCUGGACAAGCUCCAGAGCAAAUUAGCUUGGAAAAAGUGCAUCUCGGAAGGAAUGUGCAAUAGUUAAAAUCCGGACUCACGUGAUCACGUUAUUUAUUUUUUUAACACAUAUAUUUUGUAUAUGUAGAUUUCGUAAGUCAGAACCAUCUCACUCUGACCAAGGACAGAUGUCACGUUACUUUCAUUAGUCCUAUUUUCUUUUCCUUGAAAAAAAAAAGUAUUUUUGGUCAUUUGCACUUGUAUUAGAGGUAUUACUAUAAAUAAAUAAAUAUAUAUAUAUAUGUGUGUAUGUAUAUGUGUAUAUAUAUUUAUAUUUAUAUAUAUAUACCUGUAUAUAUACACACACAUUUAUAUAAACACAGUAUAUACAAUAUAGAGAAGCAAAACAAAUUAGUUUCUAGAACUAUUUAAAAACCAGUAUUUAAUGUUUUUAGUGUUGCUUGAAUGUCUGAUCAUAUGUUGUGAAUGCUGCUAGUAUAUAUAGGUUUAUUUGUACUGUAAAUAGAGAUGACUGAAUCAACGUUAAAGAUAAAUUAAAGUAAGGGUCUAGACAUACAUAUCAGUGGUGGUGGGGGCAAUCUGACAAGACGAGGCUGUGCUUGUAAACAUUUGGACAGGGUUAGCGUUCCGUUUUAUUAAAGAAGAUAUAGUGAAUAAAUAAAUAAAUGCAAUAUCUAAACUGGGGGCAAAACCUCCACCCCUUAUUUACUCUUUUUAAAUGCUCCCUUCGCAGUUCUCACAACUUUACAAGAACAGGAGUUGCUAAAACUGUUUUUUUUUUGUGUUUUUUUUAAUGCAUUUGCUUUUUAGAACUACCUUCGACACCCGCGAUGCUUAACAAGAAACCGCUCCUAGUUUUCAAAGAUUUUGGGGUGCAAAAAAAAAAAGAGAAGAAAGAAAUGAUUAGUAUUUUCUUUCAGUCUCACAACAGUUUUUGAAUGACACGGUUACUUUUGGAUCAUCUCUACAACACCACCUGCAUCAUCUGAGCCUUUAAAGUUUAUUCUAAAGAAAAAGAUAUCUGAUGUUUAUUGGAUAAGUUUAUUGGAAAUUAAUUAAUUUAUUAUAUUAUAAAUGUUUUCUAAUUGCUGUUUGCAUGGUACUCUGUGGCAAUAUUUGUUUUAGUGGUUUCUAUAGUGAUGACUUACAUGUUCAAGGUGCAGGGUGAGGGGACAUGCGAAUGUUUUAACAGAUCAAGUCAAACACGUGGCCAGCCCUUGAAAACGAGUCUUUUGCAACCAGAAAGAAAAAGUAUGAGUUCACUAUAUUGUUACUUGUUAUAUUUCAAAUCUUGCUCAAGUAGUCUUACGUAACGUAAUAGGAGAUUUUUGAGUUUGCGAAUAGUUGAGCCUUAGAAGGGUCAUUUUCUCUUUUGUAAAUAAAUAUACCACUUUAAGUCAGAGACACUGUAACCUACUAGUGUUGUCUUUUGUUGUACACUGUUUCAAUCACUGUGGAUGAAGUCUUGGAGUUUUGUAAGAUCAUGUGCAAUAUUUUUCUCACAUCGGUUUUUCUCAUUUAGUCGAGUAGGUUUUUAUGCUGUGGAAGUACCAGGAGGUGUCAGCAGACAUUGAUUUGAACACAGUAUUUGCCUUUUGGACCAUAAUGAUCUAAUAUGUUGAGCUCAAAUGUGGCUGAGACAGAAAAGCACGUCACAUUGAGGGGCCUCCUCAGUGUAGACUGUCUCGCAGUGACCUCUGGUGGCGAAAGUGUGUAUUGCACCAAGCUGUGGCCGUGUGACAGCCCACAGUAUCAAAAAAAAUAAAAAAUGUAAUUAAAAAAAAUCCUUUUCAUCUUCAGAGAACUACCUGCAGAAGUUAUCAUUCAAACAUUUUUGUACAUUUUAGCAUGCUUCACAUUCAUUUUUUUUUUCUUUUGAAAAAUGUCUUAAAAAGAAAGAUAUUAACUGUUAAAUUUCUAGUGCUUGUCACUCAAUCUGUGAGGUGAGCCCUCCCAGAAUCCCCCACUUCCCGUACACCAUGUAACCCCCAACCCCAUGGUCUCCUCCAUCCCAGCCACAAAAAUCCACCCCAGCUCUGUAUUUUAAAUGUGAUUGCAGUGUAAUUAAUUAAAAUGAUCAAAGAAGAACAAAACUCGCGCUUCCAAUUCUGGUACCGGCUCUGCUUGGACAACGCGGGGAAUAGUCGACUUGGAAAACCAGCACGCCCCUCUCCCCCAGCUGAUCCAUCACCGAGAUCAGACCCCUUGCCUGCACAAUUGUAGCAUGAAACAAACCUGCUGGUGAUCAUUACUCAGUCUCCAUCCUUAAAUGGAAAAUAAAGGGCUCUGAAACACAUCUGUUGCCGGGUUGAAGAGGCUGUUUUGUUAUAGAUUUGAAAGACAAGCAAAAUAAACACCAGAUUAUUGCAGAGAGGGGGACACAGUCUGCAACUUUAGACAAGAUCCUGCCCUCCAGGCGCCUGAUGCUGGAGGGAAAACAACAGCUUAAAUUUCACACAGUUGACAUCUCUGGGAAUCAGAUGAGGAAAACCUCAAGUGGCUAUCGACGCGGUGCAAGCAGAGCCCCAGUCCAGUUGUUGUGUAACUCAGUGCAUGCAUGCAACUACCCUGAACAAGGUAUUUAUUGGGUGUUUGUGAUAUAAAAAGUAUUUUUGUUUAUAUUGGUCAAAAACUUUUCUUUCAAGUAAUAUAUUUUUCUUUCCUUUAAGAAUGGCCUCGUUGUAUCCAAUAUGAGUAUUAAUAUUAUGAAGAAAAAAAGUGUUUUCUUUUCAUGAUUGAUCUGUUGAGAAUAUCCUCUUAAUGUCAAUUUUCUGCAGAAAAGAAAAAAAUAAUUACCAAAGUAUAUAUUUUAGGUGAAUGAGAAAAUGUGUGCUCCAGUGAAUUAAAUGCAGACAAGGAAAAUUGGGUAACCUUUUAAUGAAAAAAAAGAGACAACAAAAGAUGAACAUGGAAAACAAACAAAAGCAAAAACAUUCAAUUGACUCAUUUCGACUCACCAGCCGUAAAGUUUAGUUCCUAAAUGGUGAUUCUUUUCCCAACUCUUGACCUGCAUUUUUCCCCAAAAUGCUCUUUUCUUCAAUUUUAAGUUUUCAAAAAGUACAAUCUUAAACUCAAGCAGCAGUUUCUUUCAGAUGAACAAUUAAGAUCUGUCUUUAAUUCACUGGAACUGCUUGAAAUCUUGUCUGGAUGCUUGAAAAAAAAAAAAAGAAUCAAUGGAUGUAGAUUGUAUAAAUCCGCAUUCAUCAGAUUUCCCGACUAUGAAACGUUUGUUCAUUCUGAGACGGUCAUUACUUUUCCUUACUCCUGUACCCGGUCUUACAGUAACGCUGUGGUGUUUCGGUUCUGUGGGAGUGUGUACGUGUGUACGUGUGCACUUGUAACUGCUGGGGGCCGGGGUGGUAAUGGGCAAGGGGCGGGAGGGGGCUACGUGUAAAUAAAUCAAAUAGUUAGUGUGGAGGUGUUUAUUUUCUGUGUCAGUGUAAGUUAAAUAUUCUGAAAUAAAAAUAUUAUUCUCUUGUGAUUCAUAGUACAUUAAAAAGAGGAAAAAAGUAGUUUUGUCUUACAUUUCAAAUGCUUAUCUCUAUGGCUUCUGGCGAUACCCGUUCCAUUUUAUAGAUUUGUCAGCACAAAAUGCAAUAAACCAAUA